Molecule: messenger RNA, 3127 nt
Organism: Amphiprion ocellaris (clown anemonefish)
Lineage: Eukaryota; Metazoa; Chordata; Actinopteri; Pomacentridae
Gene: arl13b
Product: ADP-ribosylation factor-like 13b
Exons: 10
Coding region: 510-1742 (410 amino acids)
Biological process (GO): non-motile cilium assembly; receptor localization to non-motile cilium
Cellular component (GO): motile cilium; ciliary membrane; non-motile cilium
Molecular function (GO): GTP binding; GTPase activity
Source: RefSeq, a predicted model, not a curated record
UUUGCAGCCUAGCAGCAGAAAAGACGGCGUAAACAAAGCAGGCAGUUACAGAUGAGCUAACGCCAAGUAGCUAACGUUUCGUGAGUAAAAUGGUUAACGUGGCAGCAUUAGACGGCAUAUCGACACGUUUUAUUGGCGAAGACAGCAGUUUUUUAUGAGGUAAAAGAGUCACUCGUGUCCUGAGGCUGAAAACAUACGAGUUAACUAGAGACCGUUAACGCUAGCUACAUUAGCUUCUGCUAACCUUAGAUAACGGGAUUUUGUAUAUGUAGAAAUUGGUGUUAUUCAGGCUAACAUUUGUCGAUUACACAUGGUAACAGCCACUUAAAUCACUGGAGUCGGUGAGCGAGAGAAUUCUAAAGGGUCCUAGUAUUGAAAUAAGUAUGAGUUAGCUCGCCAUGUAGCAAAUUUAGGUCAAGAAUCGAUCAGCUGGCUAAACCAGGCUGGAUAGCGGUGUGACGCUCCUGGCUAGAUGACCACUUGAUCGCAGUCGCCUGGAUCGGACUGCGAUGUUUAGCCUGAUGGCGAAUUGCUGCAACUGGCUAAAGCGAUGGCAAGAGCCUGCAAGGAAAGUGACUCUGGUGAUGGUUGGACUGGAUAAUGCAGGAAAGACUGCCACAGUGCGAGGAAUCCAAGGAGAGAAUCCCCAGGAUGUGGCUCCCACAGUGGGCUUCUCCAAGGUUGACCUCAAGCAGGGCAAGUUCGAGGUGACUAUCUUUGACCUGGGUGGCGGGAAGAGAAUCCGCGGCAUUUGGAAAAACUACUACUCCGAGUCACACGGUGUGGUGUUUGUAGUGGACUCCAGUGACGUCCAGCGGAUCCAAGAGACACGGGAGACCAUGGCAGAGGUCCUCCAGCACCCACGUAUCGCUGGCAAACCCGUGCUAGUGCUUGCCAACAAACAGGACCAGGAGGGAGCUCUGGCUGAAGCAGACAUCAUUGAGAAUCUGUCGUUAGAGAAGCUUGUUAAUGAGAACAAGUGUCUCUGUCAGAUCGAGCCGUGCUCUGCCGUGAUAGGCUAUGGGAAAAAGGUCGACAAGUCCAUCAAGAAGGGCCUCAACUGGCUCCUCAGCAACAUUGCCAAAGACUAUGAGGCCAUUACUGAGCGCGUGCAGAAGGACACGGCUGAGCAGCGAGCUUACGAGGAGCAGGACAAGAAGGAGAGAGCGGAGAGAGUACGGCGGAUGCGAGAGGAGAGGGAACGGCAGGAGCGGGAGGAGGCGGAACGAGAAGGUCGACCGAUCCAGGAAGAGGAGCCUGAUGAGGAGAACUUUCAGAGCCCCUUCCAGCCAAUCGGAAAUGUGAUUUCUGAGAACGAGGAUAAAGAAAAGGAGAGGAAGAGGCAAAGGGAGCUGCAGGAGGGCAGCACAAACAGCCCGAAGGCAGAUCGGGAGGAAGACGAGGACGAGGAGGACAACGAUGAAGAGUCAGAUGAUACGAGACAAACGCCAGAAAACAACAGCUCAGGUUCAGCCUCAGCAGGCGAGCAAAGCAGGAAGAAGACGAGCAAACUGCACCUGAAGAGGAAGCACAGAGUCGACCCGCUGAGGACGGAGGACGCAGCAGCAGAGAUGCCAAUGCCUCCGCCUCCUCCAGUGGGAUGGGCCACACCCAAAGUGUCUCGGCUGCCAAAACUAGAGCCACUCGGGGACACGAGGCAUUCUGAAUUUUACAAGAAGCCUCUCCCGCCCGUCGCGAAUAGGCCGCGGCCUAACGGCGACGCUCAUGACGUCAUUUUCUAACCUCCUUUACAGAUUGAGAGCGACUCUCGACCAAUCACAGCUCUCUCCUUUGCUUUCUUGUCUCAAGCGAGCGGUGUGUAGACAACCAAGCUAAAGCGACGGAUGCGGGAGCCGGUGAAGUGCGGUGGACGCAAAAAAAAAAAAAGACGACGUCAAGUCCUGCUCGGAAGCCGCAAUUUGCUUUCACAAACUGACACGAUUCAGUGUGAAACGUUUGCCUGAACAUUUGAUGCUGAACUCUUCACAAACUUUUAUUUUUUAUUGUUGAUAUCAGUGUUGGAAAGUUUGGACUCCAUGUGUCCGACUGAAAUGCUUUUAAUUGACAAAGAAUGUAAAUAUAACCAUAUAUAUGUGUCUGUUACUGAAAAACGUAUUUGUACACACGCCGCCAUUAAAACAACCAUAUUUAUAUCAUUUAUUUUUGCAUUUUGAGAUUUGUAGUGUCAUGUGAUCAUGGAUAGAUAGAAAACUAGUCGUCUUAAGUGGCUUCUCACAGCUGAGUGCUUUAAAUUUGACCUUUUUAAAGUCAUUUCUCUUUUUACAACAGAAAUGUAAGACGAGGAUGAGUCACAACUUCCCGCAAAUAGUGAUUGAGGAGAUUGAUGAACAGGUGAAUAUUAAGCUGCACUGUACUGUACAUGGAAAAGUCACACUACAUCAUGAUGGUCAAUCAGCUGUUUUUUUAUUAGGAAUGAAUGUCUGUAAUGGCCAAGAAAAGAAAAACACAAAUUUUUUAAAUCUGUAAAAGGAUACAUUUUUUGUCUCCUGCCAGCAGUAUGACAAAAAAAUCUUUAUUUACUGUUAAAAAUGUAAAAAAAAGAAACAUAUUUGUCUUUCUUUGGCUACAGGGCUACAGAUUUUUUACGCAUUCCGCUGUUUACACUGUGUACCUGGUUCUAAAGUGAUAUUUCUCUGGAGGCAGGAGUCGGCCUCAGACUUGCUGCCUUUCAGCUGCCCCUGAGGUGAGAACCAGCACUGUUGUUGUUCCAGCGUUUCUGUCUCUGCCUGCUACACCCAUUUCCACUUUGAAACACCUCAAAAUAGCUAAAAUUGCAUCGGGAAAAAAAAACAUAAACACAAAUCUGGAACUUGGAACACUCCAUUGCCCCAGUUAAGUUUCUUUGUAUGUUGGAAGAGUUUGCAGUGGGACGAUAAGGGAGGAGGAAAUAUCCCAACACCGACACCUGGAACAGCCAGUACUGGGUCAGAACACAUGAGAGUAUGCGUAGCAAAAGUAUGAAAUAUCACUUUAAAACCACAAUAUUGUAUUUCAGAUCUAGAGUACGACGCUCACUCUCUUGUGUUUGAGCUAGAUGUUUGACAAAAAUAUUUUUUCUACCUUGUUUGAAUUUUGCAACAGCACAAUUAAAGAUGUUUUAAAUAUA